This is a messenger RNA of Bubalus bubalis (water buffalo), 3264 nucleotides long. RefSeq names its product PH domain containing endocytic trafficking adaptor 2 (gene PHETA2). The coding region runs from base 948 to 1727 and encodes 259 amino acids. NCBI's taxonomy places the organism in Eukaryota, Metazoa, Chordata, Mammalia, Artiodactyla, Bovidae. The transcript is spliced from 3 exons. Gene Ontology annotation, biological process: endosome organization; receptor recycling; retrograde transport, endosome to Golgi. The record is from RefSeq and is a predicted model, not a curated record. Gene Ontology annotation, cellular component: recycling endosome; trans-Golgi network; early endosome.
CCUCUAACAAAAGAAUCUAGAAAAAUGCAGUGCAGCGGAUUCCCGCCGGGGUUGAAAUGCGGGCCUCGUUAACCCGGGAAGCGGGUGGGGAGGAGACGUCCUUCUCUGGGGAGGGGAGACAGUUAGGUCGGCGGAUCUCCUCUCCGCGUCCCAGUGCUGGACGGCCGGGAGGCGAGGCCACUGCUCAAGGAACCAACCAUCUGUGUUAUUCUCUUCCUUCUCCUCCAACCACCAUCGGAGACCGGCCCAGCCCCCAUCUCAGGACCCUGCUUGCUUCUCUCCAUAGCCCUUAUCAAGACGGGUCUUCACGUUAUUUAAUUGAUUUUAAAAGACACUAAUUAUUAUUUAUUUUUGUCCUUUUUCUUUUUCUUUUUUUUUACAGUGUGCCUCCCCCUCGGAAAUGUAGGCUCCAGGAAGGAGGGGCUUUAUUUUGUCCACGAUUGUAUUCAGUUAUUUUAACAAAUACUUUCUGAGGACCUCCCCAAGCCCUGCAAAGGGCUGGAUAUUGGGGAGGUUCUACCGGAACCAAGUCCAGUUGGUUGGUUCUAGACAUUCUGGGGCUGGGGACAGCGCUGUAAACACAAAGGAGAUCAUUGUGGGAUGAAGGCUGCUGUUGGGUCACCUUAGAUCAGACCACCUUCCUGAUCAGGACCACCUUACAUAUAGUGAUCAGGGCAGGCCUCUCAAAUUAGGUCACUUAAAGACCGCAGAUAAACUAUGUGGCAAGUACUAAAAGGGAAAAGCAACAAGCUAUGUGGGCACUUAACUCUGACCUAGCCUUAGAGGGCAGGGCGCUGAGGUCCAAAGAGUGAUGAUCAGGAUGAUGGGACUCAGAUCCUUAAAUUGCUCGUGUCCUGGAAACCACGUGGUCAAAGGGCUGAGCCGUGUGGCCAGACAAGAGAGACCCCCACCCCUGCCCAGGGAGCUCUGCGGUUUUCUUGGGAGCCAUGAAGCUAAACGAGAGGAGUGUGACCCACUACGCACUGAGCGACUCCCCGGCAGACCACACAGGCUUCCUGCGCACCUGGGGAGGCGCAGGGACGCCACCCACCCCCAGUGGCGCUGGCCGAAGGUGCUGGUUUGUCCUCAAGGGCAACCUGCUGUUCUCCUUUGAGAGUCGAGAGGGCCGGGCGCCUCUGAGCCUCGUGGUGCUGGAGGGCUGCACGGUGGAGCUGGCCGAGGCUCCCGUGCCUGAAGAGUUUGCCUUCGCCAUCCGCUUCAACGCUCCUGGGGUGCGCCCACACCUGCUCGCUGCAGAUGGGCCGGCGGCCCAGGAGGCCUGGGUGAAGGCGCUGUCUCGGGCAAGCUUUGGCUACAUGCGUCUGGUGGUGCGCGAGCUGGAGAGCCAGUUGCGUGAAGCCCGUCACAGCCUGGACCUGCACCGCCGCUCAUCCUGGAAGGCCGUUUCCGGCCGCUGCAAGCCCCAGGCUCCUGACCGCUGGUCCCCUGGCCUGGAGAACGGCCACUCCCUCUCCAGAGAUUGCAGCCCAAUAGGCUUGGUGGAAGAAGGGGGCAGCCGGCCAGCAGGGCGGGGCUUGGCUGAGUGGGAGCUGCAGGGCCCUGCCAGCCUCCUCCUAGGCAGGGGGCAGAGCCCCGUGUCCCCUGAGACCUCCUGCUUUUCUACCCUGCAUGAGUGGUACGGCCGGGAGAUUAUGGAGCUGAGGCGGGCCUGGCUGCAGAGGGCCCAGGAGAACCAGCCAGAAUGCAAGGACCAGGACAGACCCUGAGCCUGGGCCCUUCGGGUUCAGCCCUUGUCCUGCUGGUCAGGAUGCCAGGGCCAGUGCUUUUUCAGGAGUUUAAGGUUUUAUAGGUUCUUUUUUUUUAAACUGGUUUCUGAAGUUGCUUUUGAGGUGAGCACUCUGCUUCCUGCUUUUUAGGUUUUUUCCCCCCAGGUUCCAAGUCCACCUUCAUGCCUAGAGGGAACUGCAAAAUCAUUAACUUUCAACCCAUUUAUUUCCUGAGGCCCAGAGAGGAGAGGUGGCUUGCUCAGCAGUCACAAGGCAAGACUCAGGUCUGCUGACUCUGCGCUGGACUGCCCCUCUCUCAGGGGAUAUUAAUGAAGUGGGUAAUAUCACAUGACCACAGGUCACUCCACCUUCACCUAUACGAUUCUACAGUUUCCAACAUGGGGAAUCUUGUGUAAAUACCCGAAGUUGCCUGAAGUGUUGGCUUGAGGGAUUGACACUGUCAGAAAAAGUGGACUUACUGUGUCACAGGGGUUUCUGGGGCCUGGCUCCUCCUGAGUGAUGAGAAGAUUGAACAUGGGACCCCUAUCCUGCAGUGAAGACAGGGCCCUUUGGUGAGAGAGGGCCUUUAGUAAAGAGGGAUUUAUCCUGAUCAGAAAGUGUUAGGGCCCCUCUUCUUUCCAUGACUGCCCCGUCAACAGAUGGUGCUGGUCACUGCCCCAGGAGGGGCCAGUAGCUUUUCUGUUAGCAGAAACUCUGUCCUCAACUGCCAAGUGGGAAGCUGAAGUGGGCUCCCUGGGAAAGUCAGUGACUUUGAAUUUCAGUCCUGGGCAUUUUAGGAGCUUGGACAUAGGAUUCCUGGCACCCUGUGAUAAACUCUUCUCUCUUGACUGGGCCCCUAAAGGUAUUCCCGAUCCAGAAACCCCUAGGAACUGCUUCAGUCUUUCUUAUUACCCAGCGUGUAUCUGCCAAGACCCUCUGGUUUCUACUGUCACCAGCAUGGUGCCAAGCAUUUUCUUUACCAGUUGUUCUGAGAGGCAAAGUGACUGGGUGGACAGGGCCAGAGGCCGAUCAGCCUGGCAUCCUGAUUCUGGUGGCAGCGGCUGGAUGGAAGAUUCAGAGCCUGGUCCAGUAUACACAAUCUCUCCCUUAGCCUCUUUCCCUCACUGGGGUCUUAUGAGGCCUGACGAGGGGCCAACUAGGCCUAGAGUCUUCAGCUUAAGAGCCUUUUUCAGUCCAGGAGGCUGCAAUGCUGCCCAGGGUCCAGGACCUGCUCCGAGGAAGCUGGGUUUGUUUCCUAAGAAGAGGGGCUACCUUCCUAGCCCUGUAUGGGAGCCCCACAGCCUGUGUCUCUUGUUUCAUACGCAGAUAUUAUAGGUUUUUUGGUUAUAUUUAUUGUUACAGUGCUUUUUAUACGAUUAAAACACCAUGUUUAUUACUCGUAUUGGUUCCUUUUUAGCAGUUUGUGUGAAAGCCCCCAUUCCCCCCCUUUUCAGAUAUAUAUUCCCCCUUUUCAGAUAUAUUUUCCAUUUGGUUGUACAUAACAUAUACCGUGGCAUGAAAUAAAUUUCCAAAAUCA